AUGUCUGACAGCGCUGUUGGCCCAAACGGCAAGCUGAAAGAUGUGUCCGAAAUGGUAUGGUACAAUGAUGCGGACGAUGAUCAGCCUAUCCCCUCCUCAUCAACAAUCCACCCAUUCUUCACUGGUGCUGCUCCCCCUGCGGCUAUCAUAGCUGGUGCCCAUCGUUCUACUCGUGCACCUUGCCCUUCAACGAGGAUUCUUGAUCCCGACAAUGUUGCAUCAUCCAGUACUGCGCAAGAUAUUGGUGGUACUGAUCUUGAUGCAGUAGGUGGUGACACCGAAGCUGAGGAUGAUGUCGAGCAUGAAUAUGCAUCCACAAAAGCUAUGGGAGAUGCAGACCGUAAGGUGAGUCACUAG
Molecule: messenger RNA, 357 nt
Organism: Suillus bovinus
Lineage: Eukaryota; Fungi; Basidiomycota; Agaricomycetes; Boletales; Suillaceae
Exons: 2
Coding region: 1-357 (118 amino acids)
Source: RefSeq, a predicted model, not a curated record